UCCCUUCUGUCUUCUUCUCCACCGCCACCGCUCCUUCUCCAGACUCCACCCUCCGGCUGCGCCCGCCAGCGCCACCCGGCCGGAAUCCCCAACUCGACCACGCCCUGAUCCAACUUCGAGAUGUGGCGCAGCUUCGUCUCGCGCGGCCUGUCCAAGGGCAAGGCCUCCGCCUCCAGGCUCUUCUCCACGACGACCUCGUCGUCCUACACGCUGGUGGACCACUCGUACGACGCGGUGGUGGUGGGCGCCGGCGGCGCGGGGCUCCGGGCGGCCAUCGGGCUCUCCGAGCACGGCUUCAACACCGCCUGCAUCACCAAGCUCUUCCCCACGCGCUCGCACACCGUCGCGGCGCAGGGAGGCAUAAAUGCUGCUCUUGGAAACAUGAGCGAAGAUGACUGGAGGUGGCAUAUGUAUGAUACUGUCAAGGGAAGCGAUUGGCUUGGUGAUCAAGAUUCUAUUCAGUAUAUGUGCAGAGAAGCACCCAAAGCUGUCAUAGAACUUGAAAACUAUGGACUGCCAUUUUCGAGAACUGAAGAUGGGAAGAUAUACCAACGUGCCUUUGGAGGCCAGAGCUUAGAUUUUGGGAAAGGUGGACAGGCCUACAGAUGUGCAUGUGCUGCAGACAGAACAGGACAUGCUAUGCUACACACACUAUAUGGUCAAGCUAUGAAGCAUAACACCCAGUUUUUUGUAGAAUAUUUUGCACUAGACCUUCUGAUGGACAACGAAGGCAACUGCCAGGGAGUCAUUGCCUUAAACAUGGAAGAUGGCACCCUUCACCGCUUUCGUGCUACAAAUACAAUUCUAGCUACAGGAGGUUAUGGUAGGGCCUACUUCUCAGCAACCUCAGCUCACACAUGUACUGGAGAUGGCAAUGCUAUGGUUGCACGUGCUGGUUUACCUCUUCAAGAUCUUGAGUUCGUCCAGUUCCAUCCUACAGGCAUUUAUGGUGCUGGAUGCCUCAUUACUGAAGGAUCCCGUGGCGAGGGUGGUAUCCUUAGGAACAGUGAAGGUGAGCGUUUCAUGGAACGAUAUGCUCCUACUGCAAAGGAUCUUGCUUCUCGUGAUGUUGUUUCAAGAUCAAUGACAAUGGAAAUUAGAGAAGGACGUGGUGUUGGGCCACUGAAGGAUCACAUCUAUUUGCAUCUUAACCAUCUGCCUCCUGAAGUUCUCAAGGAAAGGCUUCCUGGUAUAUCUGAAACUGCUGCUAUUUUCGCCGGUGUUGACGUCACCAAGGAGCCCAUUCCAGUUUUGCCUACUGUGCACUACAACAUGGGUGGGAUCCCUACAAAUUACCAUGGGGAGGUUGUGGAUAUCAAGGGUGAUAAUCCAGAUACUGUAAUUCAUGGUUUAAUGGCUGCUGGAGAAGCAGCGUGUGCGUCUGUCCAUGGUGCAAAUCGUCUGGGUGCAAAUUCACUUCUUGAUAUAGUUGUGUUUGGCAGAGCUUGUGCAAACAGGGUAGCUGAGAUUUCUAGACCAGGUGACAAGCAGAAACCUCUCGAAAAAGGUGCAGGAGAAAAGACUAUAGCAUGGUUGGACAAGCUGAGAAAUGCAAAUGGGUCAUUGCCAACUUCCAAGAUCCGUCUCAACACACAACGUAUUAUGCAAAAUAAUGCUGCUGUGUUCCGUACACAAGAAACGCUUGAAGAAGGUUGUCAACUGAUUAGCAAAGCAUGGGAAAGUUUUCAUGAUGUGAAGAUCAGUGAUCGAAGUCUCAUAUGGAAUUCCGACUUAAUAGAGACCAUAGAGCUGGAAAAUCUGUUGAUAAAUGCAUGCAUAACUAUGUAUUCAGCAGAGGCUCGCAAAGAAAGCAGAGGAGCUCACGCUCGUGAAGAUUUCACGACAAGAGACGAUGAGCGUUGGAUGAAGCACUCAAUGGGGUACUGGGAGAACGAGAAGGUACGAUUGGCAUACAGGCCGGUCCAUAUGAACACGUUGGAUGACGAAAUCGAGUCGUUCCCACCAAAAGCACGAGUCUAUUGAUUGAUUUGGGCCACAUAGCUCAGUAAUCAGAGUAAAGGUUGUUAAUAAAGCAAUUCGGGAGAUUGGUCUGAAUUUCACCGUCCUCUUUUCUUUUAAUGUGUAUUCUGUGUAACUCGUGAGAAAAUAAAGAAAACAAAUGCUAAUGCCUAACCUGGUCCCUUUGAUCUGGUGACCUGAUGUAAAUGAAAUUUUAUAUGAGUUGUGAUAAUGAUGUGCUUGGUCUUAAAA
Brachypodium distachyon (stiff brome) is the source of this 2211-nucleotide messenger RNA. Its product is annotated as succinate dehydrogenase [ubiquinone] flavoprotein subunit, mitochondrial. Bases 121 to 1983 code for a protein of 620 amino acids. The transcript has 16 exons. The record is from RefSeq and is a predicted model, not a curated record. Gene Ontology annotation, molecular function: electron transfer activity; flavin adenine dinucleotide binding; succinate dehydrogenase (quinone) activity. NCBI's taxonomy places the organism in Eukaryota, Viridiplantae, Streptophyta, Magnoliopsida, Poales, Poaceae. Gene Ontology annotation, biological process: tricarboxylic acid cycle; mitochondrial electron transport, succinate to ubiquinone.